GGCCGCCUUUCCGGCCGCGGCGAGGAGCGCGGGUGCGGGGCGCGCAGCAAGAUGCUCUCGGCGGCAGCCUUGGUGUGCGUGUGUGCGGCAGCCUGGUGCAGCCCGGCGGCGGCGGCGGCGGCGGCCGGGGGCAGACCGGACAGCGGCAAUUUUCUGGACGAUAAACAAUGGCUCACGACCAUCUCCCAGUACGACAAGGAGGUCGGGCAGUGGAACAAAUUCCGAGACGAAGUAGAGGAUGAUUAUUUUCGUACAUGGAGUCCGGGAAAACCAUUUGAUCAAGCUUUAGAUCCGGCUAAAGAUCCAUGUUUGAAGAUGAAAUGUAGUCGCCAUAAAGUCUGUGUUGCACCGGAUCAACAAACUGCUGUUUGCAUUAGUCACCGAAGGCUUACGCACAGUAUGAAAGAGGCUGGUUUAGGCCAUAAACAGUGGAGGGGUGGUCCCAUUUCAUCAAACUGCAAGCAGUGUCCAGUAGUUUAUACCAAUCCUGUUUGUGGAUCAGAUGGUCACACAUACUCAUCUCAGUGCAAAUUAGAGUAUCAAGCCUGUGUCUCAGGAAAACAAAUCUCAGUGAAAUGUGAAGGACGUUGCCCUUGCCCUUCUGAAAAAUCCACAAAUGCAGCCAGAAGUGAUAGGAGAGUGUGCAGUGACCUGGAAUUCAGGGAAGUAGCAAACAGAUUGAGAGACUGGUUUAAGGCACUUCAUGAAAGUGGAAUUCAGAAUAAGAAGACUAGGAUUGUUCAAAGGCCUGAAAGAACCAGAUUUGAUACCAGCAUUCUGCCAAUUUGCAAAGACUCCCUUGGCUGGAUGUUUAAUAGGCUUGAUACGAACUAUGACCUGUUGUUGGACCAGUCGGAACUUGGAAGCAUUUACCUUGACAAGAAUGAGCCAUGCACCAGGGCGUUCUUCAAUUCUUGUGACACAUACAAAGACAGUUUGAUAUCUAACAAUGAGUGGUGCUACUGCUUCCAAAGACAGCAAGACCCACCUUGCCAGACAGAACUCAGCAACAUUCAGAAGCAGCAAGGAGGAAAGAAGCUCCUAGGGCAGUACAUCCCCUUCUGUUGAUGAAGAUGGAUAUUACAACCAAGUCAGUGCCAUGGAAGCAUAGGGCAGUGCUGGUGUGUUGACAGAUACGGUAAUGAGGUAACAGGAUCCAGAACAAAUGGUGCAGCAGAAUGUGCAUGUGAUUUAGAGACUUCAGGUGAUUUUGCCUCUGGCGAUUUCCGUGAAUGGGCAGAUGAGGAAGAUGAUGAAGUGAAUAAUGAUGAUGAAGAUGAAAUUGAAGAUGAUGAUGAAGACGAAGGAGAUGAUGAUGUUGAUGACGACGAUGAUCAUGAUGGAUAUAUUUGAUGAUAUUAGGGGGUCCUGUAUUGUACCUUUCUAAGUUUCAUGAGAUGACAUUUCAUAAAAUCCCUUUGCUCUCCGUGAUCAAAAGGGUACUAACAAAUAUGUAGAUUUGUAUGAUUAUUUUCAAACAUUGCAGCUGGAGUCAUAGACUUUUUUGUUUAAGUAAGAAUAAUUAUAUUAUGUGCUUUUGAGUUUUAAAUGCCGUUGCGCUGAAGAAAACAUAUUGGAAAUCUAACCUGAAGACAAAAAUGUUACGUGCUACUGAAAAUAUAAAUGGGCAAAACACGUAUAAAGACAACCAUUCUCUUUAAAAACUCUGAUGAAAAGAUUUUGCCCUUUCUUGGAACGUGCAUGUCCUCUUCAGAACACAUACCAUACUCAACGUCAGUUCUGUCAGUGGUUUUAGGCCUUGAAGUCUUGCGGGUUGUCCAUUUUAUAAAUCAGAAGUGUAAUGGCAGUAGAAAAAACCUUGAUGCCAAGUACAUCUCACCAGCCUUUAAUUAACCAAAGGUAUGGAGAAAAAAUUAUCAGAGGGAAGACUAAAACAAAGUCCUCCUUUGAGUUUGCGUUGUAGUUACAUUUUAUUAGGGAAUGGCUAGAUUGCGGAAAGAAUUUUUCAAAAAGCAGUAGCAUGGACAAGCACCAUUCUUGUAAUUCUAAAAUUUUCCUUGUCCUUAUUUUUUUUUCUUUUCUUCAUGUCAAGACAGUAUAAGCUUUAUCAUUAUUUACUCAACAUUGUUUCACCCUUUGUUGUUUCUCUGUAUUUCCCUCUAAUCAGAUUAGCAUAAAAAUUUAUCAUGGGGAAAAAAGAUUGCCUUAAAAUUGUAUAUACCUUUAUACAUGACUGUAUUUCAGAGUAUUGUCACUUGACCCAAGGUAGUUUUAAUAAAUGUAUAAUGACGUUUUUAUUUUCUUAAUUCAGGAAAUAGUUUCGCUUUUAUCUUAAUUCAUGUCAUUUCUGUUACUAUGCAGAAACUUAGAGAACGUAAUGUAAAGGGUGCCUUGCAAAAUAGAAAUAGAGAGGUUUUAGCAUGCAUACCAGUAUAGAUAUUAGGCAAUAGGUAAGCACACCCAAUUACCAAUUAAUACCAUAUAGGUACUGCUGCUGGAAUGAAGAAGUGGAUUAUUUUAAUUUUUCCUAUUAUUAUGUAAUUACCAUGUGGACUAGAUUAUACUUAUUGUGUAGAGUAGCACGUAAGAUUUGACUGUAGAAAAAUUACUUUAAUCACUGUAUUAUGUUGGCAUGUUAAUUAAUUGUGUAGACAUUUCAGGACUCCAUCAUCUUAAUUCAUAUCCUAUCUGUUGGGUUUUGCCCACAAUAAAAUUGACAUGACCUGUAUAAUGUGUUACUGCAGGUUGUAGUUUGACAAAUGGAUCACCGGUUUCCCACUGUUUAUUAAAAGGAAAAUCAGUUUCUUAUUUGAAUUAAUUUCUACACAUUAAAUACUAAAUCUAAUGUUUAUUCUGUGUAAUAUUGAAAAGUAUAAUGUAUUUUCUUUUCUACUGUUUCUGUAUAGUUUGCAAAAUAAAGACUGUUGUAACCAA
Chiroxiphia lanceolata (lance-tailed manakin) is the source of this 2895-nucleotide messenger RNA. RefSeq names its product SPARC (osteonectin), cwcv and kazal like domains proteoglycan 3 (gene SPOCK3). Gene Ontology annotation, molecular function: protein binding; calcium ion binding. Lineage: Eukaryota; Metazoa; Chordata; Aves; Passeriformes; Pipridae. The record is from RefSeq and is a predicted model, not a curated record.